Prorocentrum cordatum is the source of this 3314-nucleotide messenger RNA. NCBI's taxonomy places the organism in Eukaryota, Dinophyceae, Prorocentrales, Prorocentraceae. The record is from the annotation of a GenBank genome assembly.
AUGGGCGCCUUGGUGCCGGGGUGGACAGGCGAGGUGCAGCGGGAGCUCGCAGUCGCGGCUCGGUCGUCACGGAAUUCGACCUGUUCCCACGAGUGCCUCGUCGUGCUCGACCUCAGCAACGCAUUCGACGCAGUCGACAGGAUUGGCUUGGAGUUGACCCCGUCGAAGUGCGAGGUCGCCCCGGCCGCUCGCGAGCACCAGUUGUCCAGCGAGGCGCCCCCUGACUUCGGGCGGCGCGCGGGCGGCAAUGUCAUGCUGUUUGGCGCGGCCGUCGGCGCGGAGUCCUUCUGCGCGUCGCGCGCGCUCGCGCGGGAGCGAAGGGCGGCCGACUUGCCCGCCCAGGUGCAGGACGCAUGGAGCACUGCCGGGGCGCAGUUGAGCAUCCUGAGCGGUGGCCUCGGGCUCCGGGGCGCGGCGCUGCAUGCCCCUGCGGCUUGCGUUUCGCGUGCGCGGCCCUGCCGAUGCCUCUGCGAGCGCGUCGGCCCUGGCUUCGGCAUCAUGCUGACGGGGGCCACCUCGCGGCGGCGCGCGCAGCCCCGAUGGGGGGGCCGCUUGGAAGCGGCCAGCCUGAACCUACCAGAGGGCGCCGUCAAGCAGAAGGACCUGUCGGCCCUGAUUGACGUCGCGCUCAGGGCCGCGCUCAGGGGCGACGGCAGCGGCGGAACGUUCGCGCCUCGCCCGCCGCUCCACGGUCUGGCCUGCGGACAUCUGGCUGCCGCGUGUUCCGGGUGCUUCAGGCAAGGCUUUCGACUUCGCAUGGACUUCCUGGAGAGGUCUGCCGUAGACGGCGGGGCGGUCUUCCCAGCUUACGAGCACUUCAAGCGCUCGCUCAACGACGCGGAAACCUUCGGCGCUUUGUUCUUUGCUGUAGGGGACGUAGGAGCCGACGUGCAGCAGGCUGACGGGGUCGCGCACUUCAUGUUCCUGGAGCGUGUUCUCGGCGUCGCGAAGCCGGCGUUGAACUUCGACGGCGGCGAAGCGCGUCUUCUGCCAGCGUGGAGGAGGGGCGCGCGCAUCGCGGUUGGGCGCCUCAGCAAAUUGAGGAACUCCGAGACGCAUCUGGACGUGGAGUUCUUUGGCAAAUGGAGGGAGGCCUUCAUGGAGGACAAAGGCGCUAGCGGCUCCACCAUAGGUGAGAAUGAGUUCGACGGCGCGGGCAUGAGCAUCGCGAUGAAGAACGACCUCGUUUCUGAGCCGCUGACCGUCGGAGCGGCCCAGCGCAGGAUUGACGAAGCCACGAGCGUCAUCGUGGACCCAGAGGCGGAGCAGGCGGAGGCCAACGCUGCGCGCUUGGCCGUCUGCGAGAUGGCCUUAGACGCGGGCGCAGCGCCGCCGCAGCACUUGCCCUGCGCCGAGGCCGUCACCGUGGCGGGGUCCGCCGUGGGUUUCGGGACGCCGCCCGACAAGGGGUUGCCGCUUGCCGCGUGGGUGGGCUUCCUUGCCAUCCAGGCGGGCCGGCGGCUCGCCCGCGCGCUGCUGGUCGCCGCGGCAGCUGGGGCGUACCUUUUCGCCGGCAAUUGUUUCUCCUUGCAGCUGGCGCGGGGGACGUCACGGAGGCAGCCGCAGGUGCUGAGAAGAGGCACGAAGUGGGACGUCUAUGGGUCCAUGCUGCGGCAGGGCGUGAAACACAUCUCGUACGUCAGCCAGCCUCGCGACGACAAGGUUCGUGUCCUGGUGUCUGGAUUCACCCACGAGACGACCGAGGAGACAAGAUCUUCGAGCACUUCGAGGACCUGGGGGCCGUCUUCGUCAAGAAGACGACGGAGUCGACCUGCGUCGUGGAGUUCCCCCCCAGCGUGGAUGCCCGCCACGUGGUGCAGCAGGCGCACAGGAGCCUCGGGCAGCAAGCCGCUCGAGGUGAGAUUUGACAAUCGUGUGGGAGCUGGUGGCAAGGAUCAUGUUACAUUGGGUGUUCCCGCCAAGUCUGUGAGAGUAUUGGUGGAAGGUUUCUCAGGAAGCGUCACCAAGGAGGACCUUCUUGACAUCUACACAUACUUUUCCCGAGUUGGGAGUAUUCACCAAGUGCGUUUCCUGGACAUCAGCGUUUGCCUUUUGUACUACAGCACUCAGGAGGAAGCCGACGAGGCCGUGAGAUUGUUCGACAAGUCCAUUAUCACGGGCGACGUGACCGGCGUGGACGUCAGGCUGGCACCGAAAGGGGGGCCCGACGGCAUGCUCGACAGAGCCACCGCGGCUAUCAAGCGGAGGCGUGAGGAGAGCGAGUUCGAAAGGCCCGAAGAGUUCAAGGACAUGUCCGACAAAGAGUACGCCAAUUACGUUCGGGCCAAGAACGCGAGGACUGUGCACGUGCAUGGACCCGCGGAGGGGUUCGACGAGGGCACCACGGCUGACAUCGUUGAGGAACACUUCAGUACGGCUGGGACGCCGACGCUAGUGUUCCGCUCCGCGCGUAACCGGUUCAUCGUGCAGUACAGCACGCCGGAAGAGGCCGCCGCCGCUAUUGCACAAUGCGACUGCACCGUGCUGGACGGCAACUCUGACAUAAUCAGGUGCAAGCUGUAUGGGGCCGAGGAUUUCCCGGUCAUCGGAAGCAUGUCCGUCCGACGGAUGCCCGCCAGGCAGGAACGAGAGGCGCAGGAGCGUGACGGGUUGUUGAACGCAAAGCUGACCAAGUUGCUCGAGCCUCGAAUGAAAUCGCCGUGGGAUAGAUACGCACGUUGAUGGCAGGCGGUAAGCACUCAACGAUUCCAGGAAGUUGGGCCACGUGCUGCAGAAGUAGCACCCGUGUUGGAGGUUGGAAGAGAGGCGGUACUCGAACGCCGCCACGGUGGCCGCAGGCGCCCCGAAGGGGCGCCAGGCUCCUGGGGACCGGGCAGUUUUGGGCCCGCGGGCAGCGCGCGAGCACGACCGCUGGAACCCCUGGGUUCCCCACGGUGGCGCGAAGCAUUGGAGGCGUGGUUCGCCGCCCGCACAUGUGGCGUUCCAGAAAGGACCUCGCAGUUCGAGCAUUGGAGGAGUUGGCAUGUCUCCUUGGCGGAAGCCUGCGGAAGUAAACGAGGGCGUUCCCGCCUGCGGAAGGCUGGCGGAAGGAAAAAUCGGCCCUUCAAGAGAUGGCAAGGAUUUUGGGCUCAGGGUUUUCGGAAUCCGCCACAUGUCCGUGACAGCUUCGGGGCCGUACCUUGAGAUGCGGCAGAAAGACAUCCGCAGCCCACGGCUGCCCAUGCGUGCGUGGGGCCUCCAGAAAUUGUGGAUGUGGAUGUCGGUCGGGGCGCGGGCGGUGUGCGAGUAUAACUGCUCAUCUGCCCACCCCCCUCGGGGGGGUGGCAAACGCUCGAUAGGAGGUGUGCGGGGGA